AUGGCAUCAAGAAACAUUCCCAUGGAAGUAACCAUAAUUAUCCUAUCCCAUUUACCUGUCAAAUCUCUAUCUCGAUUCAAAUGCGUAUGCAAGUCCUGGAAAAACCUCAUUGAAACUCCAGGUUUCUUCAAACUUCAUCUCACCCGAUCCCUCAAAGUCAGCUCCUACAAUUGCUCUCUUAUCCUCACAAUUUAUCGUACCCUCACGAUAAAUGGUUCCCCUACCAUUGUCCGUACCCUCUACCGUGCUUACCCUGAGCUUAAUGACACCAAACUCAAAAUCAACAAGCUGGCUUUGCCUCCGUCUUUUAGCCCAUCCCUCGAAAGUGUUAGAAGAUACAAAACCUAUUAUGGAAACAGAACUGAAAAGCUAGCCUUUGGGAGUGAUGUGAUUGCUGGGUCUUGCAAAGGGUUGGUUUUGAUAUUAAGUGGAACACACCACAUUGCGGUCUGCAACCCAACUAUUGAGCAAGCUGGGUUUAAACUACUACCUUGCAUAAGCUAUAAUUAUGAUUCUUAUGACUAUUAUCAUGAGAGUCAUUAUCAGUAUUACCGCUUGUACUAUGAGAAUCAAAUGUACCCACGCUGUGCGUGUCGAAGUUUUGAUUUCAGGGUUUACGGGCUUGGCUAUGAUAGCUAUAGCCGUUGCUUUAAGAUUGUGACGUUAACUUCAACAAGUGCUCUCAUUCUUAGUGUAAUGAAGAAAAGCCAGUCAUGGAGGGAGAUGAACCUGCCUGAUAUCAAGCACAAUGUCCCUACUUAUGCAGGGAAUUGGGAAGAAAAGUUGUAUAUCCGGGCAUACGACCAUGGAAUCCCAACCAACAACCACUUACACUGGAAUAUAACCAAGUAUGAUCCAUUGGUUUUUGAAUACUCGAGGGAAAUAAUCCUGAGCUUUGACCUUCACAAUGAAGAAUGGGGUGAAGUGCCAAUACCAGAUGUAUUAGAUCAAGGAUAUUUUUUGCAUGGCUACAUAUCAAAGCCUUACAUUAUAGAGCAUGGAGUGCUAAGUGAAUGCUUAUGCCUCUUGAUAUCUAAGGGUAUAAGUUAUCCUUAUCUCGAGUUGUGGAUUAUGAAAGAGUAUGGAGUGAAGGAGUCGUGGACAAAGUUGUGUAAUGUCCCCAUUGGAAGUGGAAUUCCUCUGGUUUAUCACACAGAGCGACAUGAAUUUUUGUUGCCAGGAAUCCAGCAUGGUUUGGGUUGGUAUAAUCCACAAGAGAACAGGAUAAGGAAGGUUGAGUUUCAUGGUUGUGAGUUUACCGGAGAGCAUUACUAUUCUACCAGAGUAAAAACAUCUUCUCCUGUGCCUGUUAGUAUGGGUGUAGUUUUUGGGACAGACUUUCAGUAUUUUCUAAGUAAUUCUGCAAUGCUACUGUGCAUUGGGAGAUAA
Chenopodium quinoa (quinoa) is the source of this 1389-nucleotide messenger RNA. RefSeq names its product F-box/kelch-repeat protein At3g06240-like. Bases 1 to 1389 code for a protein of 462 amino acids. The transcript is spliced from 2 exons. The record is from RefSeq and is a predicted model, not a curated record. Gene Ontology annotation, molecular function: protein binding. NCBI's taxonomy places the organism in Eukaryota, Viridiplantae, Streptophyta, Magnoliopsida, Caryophyllales, Amaranthaceae.